This is a messenger RNA of Schistosoma turkestanicum, 1804 nucleotides long. The record is from the annotation of a GenBank genome assembly. Lineage: Eukaryota; Metazoa; Platyhelminthes; Trematoda; Strigeidida; Schistosomatidae.
CAACUAUUUGAACUAAAGGUCAAAUAGAUCAUGGUUCAUGAAAGUCAAGGACCGCAUAAAUCAACUCUUAUUGAACAAACAAUAAAAGGAGCCAUAGCAGGUGGAGUCACUGGGGCAAUUGAAAUUUGCAUCACUUUUCCAACUGAAUAUGUAAAGACGCAAUUGCAACUUGACGAACGUAUGGGUAAUGCCAGACAGUAUUCGGGGCCUAUCGACUGUGUAAAGAAGACUGUGAAAUCUUAUGGUAUUCGUGGUUUGUAUCGAGGUUUACCUGUUCUUCUGUAUGGUUCUGUUCCUAAGUCGGCUGUCAGAUUUGGAGCAUUUGAAGAGUUCAAACGUCAUAAUUUAUCUUCAGAUGGAACUCUUACAGCUGGAAGAAAACUUUUAUGUGGUUUAGGUGCAGGAGUUUGUGAAGCUAUAAUGGUAGUCACUCCAAUGGAAACCAUUAAAGUAAAAUUUAUCAAUGAUCAAACAUCUAAGAAUCCACAUUAUCGUGGUUUUUUUCACGGCUGCCGCUGUAUCAUUAAAGACCAUGGUAUUACUGGUAUGUACAAAGGUGUAACACCGACAAUUUUGAAACAAGGAAGUAAUCAAGCAAUUCGUUUCUUCGUGAUGGAAACUUUAAAAGAUGGUUACCGACACUAUCGAGGUGAUAAAGCUACUGGACUACCAGUCCCAAAGUUGUUAACUGGAUUAUUCGGUAUUGUUGCUGGUGCAGCAUCUGUUUAUGGAAAUACACCUUUAGAUGUUAUCAAAACUCGAAUGCAAGGUUUAGAUGCACAUAAGUACAAAAAUACACUUCAUUGUGCUUGGAAAAUAUGGACUGAAGAAGGCUUUUUUGCUUUUUACAAAGGCACUGUACCUAGAUUAGGUCGUGUUUGUUUAGAUGUUUGUAUUAGCUUCAUGAUCUAUGAUUCAUUUAUGGAGAGUUUUCACAAAGUAUGGGAUACAAAGAAAUCUUAAAAAAACAAUACCGUUACAUUUCUAUGAUAUUCUUGGUUGUGAACAAAUUCUUCUCACUAACAUUAAUUUAAAAACAGAAUCGUUUAUCGGAUUUCGAUUUACAUUUUAAUCUGUGAAAAAUAUUAAACUAGGAGAAGUAAAUCAUGAAGAGAAAUAUAUAGAUUGUAUUCAAUUACCUAUUUAUGUAUUUAUCGAAUUUAUAUUUAUAUGUUUAUAUUUAUAUAUAUAUAUAUAUACGAAUCAUUCCAAAUUUUAUUUAUCUGUUAUUCAUAUGGUUGUGCUGGUCGUGUUUUGGUUGUGCAAUAAUUUACGUAAAAUCAUUGUUAUUCUCUUAUUUAUUUCCGGUUUUUCCUACAACCGAUUGCUGCCUCUUUUUGUUUUUAAACAAAAAAUACUUUUCCAUUCUGUUUUCUAUUAUGUUAUCUUGUUUGGUUUAUUCCUGUUUUUUUCUUAUUGUUCUCAGUAAAUUUACUGAAACGCGAGAAACAAUCCAUUGUUAUGUUCACUUUUCUCCAAAUAGUUUCCAUUUGAUGAUAUCGAUUUUAUGAGUUGAUUGAUUCUAAUUUCGACUAUAUAUAUAUAUAUAUAUAUAUAUAUAUAUAUGGGGCAGUUUUUUACAUUUUAAUCUCUUUCAAUACUGUUUGCAUGUAUGUACGUGUUUAUGUCUGUGUUAUUAUUUCAAAUUCUCUGUAGUUUGUAUUUUGAAUAAGUGAAUUUAAAAAAUAUAUGUAUUGUUUAUUCACCAAAUAGUGUUACCAGUAAUGAUAUGAAUAUUUUUAUUUAUAAACUCGUUCAAUCAAUAACAUACGUUAUUUAAUAAAUGAUUAUUAUUAUUAGUGUA